Messenger RNA from Gigantopelta aegis, 1077 nucleotides. RefSeq names its product 60S ribosomal protein L4-B-like. Gene Ontology annotation, biological process: translation. Gene Ontology annotation, cellular component: ribosome; cytosolic large ribosomal subunit. Lineage: Eukaryota; Metazoa; Mollusca; Gastropoda; Neomphalida; Peltospiridae. Gene Ontology annotation, molecular function: structural constituent of ribosome; RNA binding. The record is from RefSeq and is a predicted model, not a curated record. The annotation marks the transcript as partial. The transcript has 4 exons.
CUUUAGUCUGCUAGACCUUUAGUUACAGUAUUUGAUGAGGAGGGUAAAUCCUGUGCUCAGGUGGGAAUGCCUGCUGUUUUCAAGGCCCCCAUACGCCAGGACAUUUUACAAUAUGUACAUACCAAUAUGUCUAAGAACAAACGUCAACCUUAUGCAGUAUCUAGGAAGGCGGGGCAUCAGACAAGUGCUGAGUCUUGGGGUACUGGACGUGCUGUGGCUCGUAUCCCUCGUGUGAGAGGAGGAGGUACUCAUCGUUCUGGUCAAGCAGCUUUUGGAAAUAUGUGUCGUAAAGGUCGUAUGUUUGCACCCACAAAAACCUGGCGACGUUGGCAUCGUAAAGUCAACCUUAACCAAAGACGUUACGCCAUGUGCUCUGCUCUAGCAGCUACAGCACUCCCAGCAUUAGUGACAGCACGAGGUCAUCGUAUUCGUAAAGUGGGAGAGAUACCACUGGUAGUGACUGACUCUAUACAAAACAUGAACAAAACUAAGGAAGCUGUUAAGUUAUUGAAGACAUUGAAAGCAUAUGAAGAUGUCGAUCGUAGCAAACAGACUAGGAGGAUUCGUCCUGGGAAGGGUAAGAUGAGGAAUCGUCGUUACCUUCAAAAGAAAGGACCAUUGGUUAUAUACAGUAAAGAUGGUGGAAUUAAGAAGGCUUUUCGUAAUCUUCCUGGAGUGGAGCUGUUAAAUGUGAAUAAAUUGAAUUUGUUACGACUUGCUCCUGGAGGUCACAUGGGUCGAUUUUGUAUUUGGACAAAGAGUGCCUUUGAGAAAUUAGAUCGAAUUUAUGGAACAUUUAACAAGCUAUCAAAAUGCAAGAAAAACUACAAGUUACCUCGUCACACAAUGACAAACAGUGAUUUAGCUCGUAUUAUUAACUCUGAAGAAGUCCAGAAACAGCUCAGACGUAAAGGUCCCAGACGAUCUCGACGUGCUCCUAUUAAGAAGAACCCUCUAAAGAAUUCACAAGUCAUGAUUCGUCUUAAUCCUUACUGGCAGACAUUUAAACGUCAUCAAUAUCUGAUACAACAGAAACGAUUGAAAGAGAAGAAAGCUAAACAGGACACUCAAUUUUAA